AACUGGCGCGGGAACCGGCUGGAAAAGAGUGUUACUCAUUUUCAAGUAGCCCUAACGUUGGAAAUACAAAAGCAAGUUGUUACAUGUAAAUUGUAUUAUAUUACGUUUAUUUUGUAGUAUUUAAUGAUAAAAUCACAACACGUCGAGACAAGUAACGUCGGGUCAGACUAACUUCAUCGUUUAGGUAAGUUACCAAUUAUCUGACCACGUCUCCUGGUAAACAUGAUGCGCAAAAAGAGACGUUCUUCUGUGGACAAAGCAUGUGAAAGCGCGCCACCAUCAGACGUGCCCAAAUCGAAGAAGAGUCGAUCCACAGCACGCAUCAGCAAACCCACAGUGCAGGAAGCCGCUGCAGAUAACGUGUUCGCUCAGCUCCUGAAAGAGGCUGGAGUCACCUUGAGGCGGGGUAGUACACCCAACGAGAUAACUGUCGACCAAGUGGUGUUUCAGAGAAGACUACAACAGAGCCUAAAAAAGGAUUCCCGAUACCCUCAUAUAAUCCAGGAGUUCAUCACAGGGCUGGAGUCUCACAUUGAAGACCAGGAGAACUUUAGGAACUGUCUGCUGCCCUGUGUACCACCAUUGUUGGAUCAGGACUCCAACACCACUGGCUCAUAUCAGGAGAGCCUUAUGCGCCUUCUGCUGGGAGUUGAGAUACUACAGGCACCCGUCAUUAACACCUUGUUUGAGAAGCUGCCUGAGUUCAUGUUUGAUGGUGUUGCAAAUGAUGGGCUGAAUGUUCCUCGUAUAAUAAUGAACCAGCUGAAGUGGUUGGAUAGAGUCAUCAAUAGCAAGGAUUUGGCGGAUAAGCUGAUGCAGCUGGUUGCCGUGGCACCAGUGGAGGUCCAGCGUGACAUCAUCACCAGCCUGCCUGAGAUCCUGGAGGACUCUCAGCACAGCGACAUUGCCAAAGAGCUGAAUUCCCUGCUGCAGCAGAACACCCAGCUGACUGUGCCCAUCCUGGAUGCCCUCUCCAGCCUCAGCCUUGGCUCCGACUUGCUGGCUGAGGUCCGGGGUGCCAUCAUGUCCACUCUCUCCGCUGUGCAGUUGGAGGAUCUCCCUGUCAUGGUCAAGUUCAUCCUGCAUACCAUCUCUACCUCAGAUGCCAGCGAGGUGGUGAGUGAUCUGCGUAAGAAGUUGGAGCUGGAGCUGUGUGUGCUCCCCCCUGUGCUGCAAGCAUCCCAGUGCCGCCUGAAGAGCAAGGGGGCGACGGGGUCCUCCACUGUCCCAUCAGCCACCACUGGCCAGGACUGCAUCACUCUGGUCAUGGACGUGAUCAAGUCUGCGGUGCGGUUCCAGAAGACUGUAUCUGAGGCUUGGCUGAAGGCCAUUGAGAGCCUCGAUGAACCAGAAAAUCACAAGGUUAUCGAUCUUCUGGUGCUGUUCAUCCUGCACUCCACUAACACCAACCACAGCCGCCGUGCGGCGGAGAGGGUGCUGCGGGUGAAGGUUCGAGGAGGACUGAUACGGGAGGCUCUGCUGCAGAAAGCCUUCCGGAGCCACGCCCAGGAGAUGCGGAGCUACUUUCCCUCCAUCCUGGCCCUCUCACAGAGCCUCCUGCGGUCCCUGGACCCCUGUGUGGUGCCUUUUGGAGGACACAUGUACAAGCAGGCCUUCACCGCCUUCGACUCCUACUGCCAGCAGGAGGUGGUGGGCUCCCUGGUCACCCACGUGUGCAGUGGGGUGAGUGGGGAGGUGGACGUGGCCCUGGAGCUGCUGUGUGAGCUGGUAACCCAGAGACCGGCCGAGAUGGCACGCUACGCUAUCUUCGUUAAGGGCAUCCUGGACUACAUGGACAACCUGGCGCCCCAGCAGAUCCGCCGGCUCUUCCACCUGCUCAGCUCGCUGGCCUUCGGGCAGGACCAGCACAGCAGCCACAUCCAGGAUGACAUACACAUGGUGCUGCGGAAGCAGCUGUCCAGCUCCGUGCCCAAGUACAAGCGCAUUGGCAUCAUUGGCGCUGUCAUGGUGGUGGGGAGCAUGGGCUCCAGCAGGGCCCAGUGUGAUGACUGUGGGAGUUCGCAGAGCGGAAGCCUGUCCAAGGAGUCGUACAGACAGGUGACGUCCCUGUUGGAGCUGGUGCGGUCCUGCAGUGAGGUGUCCCCAGAAGCCGCUGCUCUGUACUACGAUGAGCUGGCCAACCUGCUCCAGACCUGCAGGCUUGACCCUCUGGUUCAGGAGUGGAUAGGAAAGAGCGUACUUGAGAACUUCCAGGACGACUUUGUGGUGGACCUGGGGCCAGAGAUAUCAGGCUCCUUCCCCUUCCCCGCCACGGUCAUGUACAACCUGGACGAGGAGGAGAGUCAGGGAGGGAUCGCCAUCAACCUCCUGCCUCUUCUGGCUGAGGACAUUCGCCUCAAGGGGGAGCCGUGGAGUCAGGCCGAGAGCAAGGACAAAAAGCGUGUGUCUCCGCUGUGUUUGGCCUCCUUCUUUCGCCUGCUGCGGCUGUGUGAGGAGCAGCAGCACCAGGGGGAUCUGGAGGAGAUCGAUGCCUUGCUGGGCUGUCCCAUGAUUCUGAUGGACAUGGAUGUGGUGGAGAAAGCUGAGAGUCUGUCCAGGUCUGAGAGGGAGUUCCUGUGUUCUCUGCUCUUCUACACCAUCAACUGGUUCAGAGAAGUUGUGAAUGCGUUCUGUCAGCAGAAGGACCCAGAGAUGAAGAUGAAGGUGAUUACUCGACUGCAGAACAUCACUUACCUGCAGACUGUACUGGAAAGAAGCCUGGCAGCAACACCCAAUUUUGUGCCUCCUCUCGCCAACUUUGACUGUGAGAGUGCAGAGGGGUUGGUCCCGCCUACUUCCACGGCUCCUCCCAAGAAGGGAAAGAAAGAGUCGGCAGGGCGGAAGAGGAAAGCACAGGCCAGUAAGAACUCAUCUGGGGACAGCUCCCUGCUGGAGGAGGGGGGGGAGGCAGAGGAGUCCCAGCAGGACCUCCCAGGGAAGGAGAAGGAGAAGGAGAAGGAGAAAGAGAAGGAGACUAAGCCAACUGUCAGUCUGGCCUCUUACCGGCCAUUUUUUCGGGAGCUGGACCUGGAGGUGCUGAACGUGCUGCAGUGUGGCCUGCUCUCCCGGUCACUGCUGGACAGCGAGCUCAACAGCAAGGUUCGGGAGGAAGUGCAGCUUGGCCCUGCGGAGCUGGUCUUCCUGCUGGAGGACCUGUGGAAGAAGCUGGAGUUCGGCUUGGCUGCUUCACCGGCUAAGAGAAGCCCACUUCUCAAGGGAAAGACGGACCGGAGCGUGGGCUUCUCUCACCUGCAGCAGAAGAGCGCCCUGGAGCUGGCCACCUGCUGCAUCCAGCUGCUGCCCACCCUCUGCACCCACCUGGAGAACUGCCACAACCACUUCCAGGCUCUGCUCUCUGAGAACCAUGGGGUGGUGGAUGCCACAGGCCUGGAUGUUAACGAGCACCAGCUCAUGUCCUCCGCCUAUCAGCGGCUGCUGCAGGUCCUGCUCUCUUCCUUCAGCUGGUCGGGCUUCUCUCAGCCCGAGCACCGUGCCCUGCUGAAGAGGGCCCUGGGUGUGCUGGCCAAGCGUCUGAAGGAAGAAGAGGCCGACCUGGCCUUGGAUCAGCUUGUGAGGCACAGCUGUGAUUACCUGCUGAACUUUCGGAGCACGCUGCCUAGCCUCGGCUCGGCCCUGUCCCUCACGCACCUCCUCAUAGCCGUGUCGUCACGGGACGGCUCCAACCACACGGCCUACAGGGAGGAGAUAGGUUCCCUCUGCCGGCACUUCCUGUGUCAGGAGUGGGUCACAGCCAGCGGAGAGAGAGAGAGGGGGGCCAAAUACAACGACACCCUGCAGUCCCUCCUCAGCAUUUACCUGGCCCACACUGAAGAUGUCCUGAAGGCAAUAGAGGAGAUCGCUGGGGAGGGGGUUCCAGAGCUCAUGAACGCUUCCAAGGAUGGCUGGUCCAAAACCUUCCCCACCCUCACUAGACAGAGCUUCUUGGUUUUCUUCCGGGGGGUGAUGGCUGAGCUGGAGAAGUCUAUACGGAGGAUUCCCCCGGCCAGACAGAGCGAAAGCAGCGAGGACCAUGGUGAGAAGCUGCUCACCUGGAACCUGGCGGUGAGAGACUUCCACAUCCUGGUCAAUUUGGUCAAGGUGUUUGACAGCAGACCUGUGCUCACAGCAUGCCUGAAGUAUGGUCGUCUCUUCCUGGAGGCCUUCCUUAAACUGGGAAUGCCACUGCUGGACUUCAGUUUUAAGAAGCACAAGGAGGAUGUCCAGAGCUUGCUGAAAACCUUCCAACUUAGUACCCGACAGCUGCAUCACCUGUGUGGCCACUCAAAGAUCCGGCAGGACACAGGCCUGACGAACCACGUUCCUGCGCUGAAGAAGAGCCUGGAGCAGUUUGUGUACCGGGUGAAAGCCAUGCUCACGCUCAACCACUGUCAGGAGGCUUUCUGGCUGGGCAACCUGAAGAACCGCAAUCUGAAGGGAGAGGAGAUCCUUUCCCAGAGGUCACAAGGAAGUGAUGAAGAUGGUGAGGGUGAGGAAGAGGCCUCACAGCUUCCUCAGGAGCAGUCUGAAGAUGAGGAGCAGAGAAGUGACUCUGAUGCUAGGAAAAAUGGCCCAGAGGAAGAAGAGGAGAUUACGGAUGACUCUGAUUAAAAUGGAGACCCCCCCCCCCUUAAAAAUUCCCUCACUUCUGGCCUUGACCAUAAAAUAAAUGUUUAUGAUGGUCCCUGCUGCUCCCCAAGUUUGAUAGCACUACCUUAAGAGAGGCAGUCCCAGUCACAUUAGUGCCAUUUAGACACACAGGUAGGAGGUUCCUUUCCUGUAUUUGCAGAUGGCCUGGCUCUCUGGGAAUUAAUUGCACAUGAAAAUAUUGAGAUAGGAACAGAAAACUGCUUGGCUCCCAUCAAACAAGGGAUACUGUCAAUAAUGAGAAUCUAAUGAGACAGGAGCUUCCUCAUUCACUUGCUGCAUGCCUCAAAAUUUUGACAGGGAAAAAGGAAAUCAACGUUAAAACAAACAUAUUUGCUUUGUUUGGAUAACCUAAAUAAUCGGUUUCUACGCGUUUCUUAUAUUUUGUAUGUUUGCUUUCUGAAUUAAGUUUGUGCACCUUUAAGCAGUUAAUUUUGUUUUGAAUGUAACGUUUUAAUUGUACGCUACUUUCUAAUAAUUAUAAUUGUCAUAUUCUACUACAAUCAAA
This is a messenger RNA of Anguilla rostrata (American eel), 5152 nucleotides long. It is a transcript of the gene fancd2, whose product is annotated as FA complementation group D2. Gene Ontology annotation, molecular function: DNA polymerase binding. Gene Ontology annotation, biological process: interstrand cross-link repair; homologous chromosome pairing at meiosis; double-strand break repair involved in meiotic recombination. Lineage: Eukaryota; Metazoa; Chordata; Actinopteri; Anguilliformes; Anguillidae. The record is from RefSeq and is a predicted model, not a curated record. Bases 223 to 4608 code for a protein of 1461 amino acids. Gene Ontology annotation, cellular component: nucleus; condensed chromosome. The transcript is spliced from 44 exons.